This is a messenger RNA of Chaetomium fimeti, 1131 nucleotides long. RefSeq lists its product as uncharacterized. The record is from RefSeq and is a predicted model, not a curated record. Bases 81 to 977 code for a protein of 298 amino acids. Gene Ontology annotation, molecular function: phosphoadenylyl-sulfate reductase (thioredoxin) activity. The transcript has a single exon. NCBI's taxonomy places the organism in Eukaryota, Fungi, Ascomycota, Sordariomycetes, Sordariales, Chaetomiaceae. Gene Ontology annotation, cellular component: cytoplasm.
GGCCUGCCCAUAGUCUGAGCCCCGACCGCUUGUUCCCUCAUCGUCUUCUACAACAACAACAACAACAACCCAUCCUCAAAAUGGCUGACGACUCCCGCACCGAAACAUCUUCCCAGCUGUCCUCGCCUGGGGACCAUGGAUCUGUCGACUCCGGCUUCGCUUCGCCAAGCGCAUCCACUGUCAGCCUGCCCCGGAUAUCCCUCACCCAACCGCACAUCAAGCAUCUCAACAAGCAACUCGAGGCUCUCCACCCCAUGGACGUCCUCCGGUUCUGCAAGAUCUUCUUCCCCAACCUCUACCAGUCGACGGCGUUCGGCCUGACGGGGCUCGUCACCGUGGACAUGCUGUCCAAGCUGGACGCCGAGUCGACCAACCCGCAGCCGAUCGACCUCGUUUUCCUCGACACGCUCUACCACUUCCAGGAAACCUAUGACCUCGUCGAGCGCGUCAAGGAGCGCUACAACGUCCACGUGCACGUCUUCAAGCCGGCGGACGUCGACAACGUGACCGAGUUCGAGGCCCUGUACGGCGAGAAGCUGUACGACAUGUCGUCGGAGCUGUACGACUGGAUCGCCAAGGUGGAACCGCUGCAGCGGGCCUACUCGGAACUCAAGGUGGCGGCCGUGCUGACGGGCCGGCGCCGGUCCCAAGGCGGGCAGCGCGGCGACAUCAAAGUCAUCGAGCUGGACGACGAGCGUGGUGUUAUCAAGAUCAACCCGCUCGCCAACUGGUCUUUUGCCGAGGUCAAGGCGUACGUCGACGAGCACAAGGUGCCGUACAACGCCCUCCUCGACCGCGGGUACAAGUCCAUCGGCGACUGGCACUCGACCGUCCCCGUCGGCGAGGGAGAGGACGAGCGCGCCGGCCGCUGGAAGGGCCAGGAAAAGACCGAGUGCGGCAUCCACAACAAGCAGAGCCGCUAUGCCCAGUGGCUCGAGAACGCCGCGCGGCAGCAGGCUCAAGAGGUUUCGGCCUAGAUAUCGAACGGGAAACACAUCGGGGGUUCCUGUGACGAAGAAUGAGGCGUUAGCCGUGGUUUCAUUAUGAAGGUGACGAGAUUGGAAGGGUCACACAUACAUUUCACAAACAUUAUGACGGGCAUUACAGAGGCGUUUUUGGGGAAUAGCUCGG